Molecule: messenger RNA, 858 nt
Organism: Prorocentrum cordatum
Lineage: Eukaryota; Dinophyceae; Prorocentrales; Prorocentraceae
Source: the annotation of a GenBank genome assembly
AUGACGAACCUGUCCGGAGUCUCCGACGGUCAGCCGGUAGCGGGAUGCGACGACCAGAAGCGGCAGGAGUUUGCCAAGGAGGACUACGUUCACAGGGUCCCCGAGGGAGACGUCCGCCCGUCGCAGCAUUUCAGCAACUUGCUGUUCAGCGGCGAUCUGCUGAGCACGGCGAUGGAGCUGGCGCUCCUGGUUGGCCUGACCUCUGCAGCGGUCCUGCUUCCAGUGGACACCGUGAACGUGAGGGGCAGCAUGCCGCUCUUGGAGGUGGCGGCGUUCUUCUGGUGCACGAGCAUCGUGACGAGGGUGUACAAUUCGUACCUCGAGGCGUGCUACUUUGCUUUCCCGCAGUACCGCACACAGCCGCCGAGCGAUCAUGCGCUGAUCGACCGCAAAGACUUGUGCGGCCGUGACAGGGUCCAGCUUGAGCGGCUGGUGCUGCACGAUCGGCUGACGAUGCUGAGCCAGUUCGCCUUCGGCGUGCUCGUGUACUACUGCCUGCCGGGCUACUACCCCGCGGCGGAGGACGUGAAGGACAGUCUCCCCGUCAGGGUCGCGAAGCUCGCUCUGAACCACUAUCUGCGGCGGACGUCAUGUCCUUCGGCAUGUACUGGGGCCAUCGAGCUUACCACGUCAACCCCUGGCUCUGGAAGAACCUGCACUCGGUCCACCACUGGGCCCGGCACCCGCUGUCGCGGAACACGUACCAGGACCACUGGCUCGAGAAUCUCAUCAAUCAUGUUGCUGGGCACUUCGCCGCACAGGUCCUCUGCCCCAUCGACCACGGGUGCUUCUGGGUGUCGCACGUUUUUCGCAUCCUGGAGAGUUUGGAGAAGCAUUCUGGCAUCAGCUGCUACCUGA